Molecule: messenger RNA, 1083 nt
Organism: Zingiber officinale
Lineage: Eukaryota; Viridiplantae; Streptophyta; Magnoliopsida; Zingiberales; Zingiberaceae
Product: putative wall-associated receptor kinase-like 16
Exons: 1
Coding region: 1-1083 (360 amino acids)
Biological process (GO): protein phosphorylation; cell surface receptor signaling pathway
Cellular component (GO): plasma membrane
Molecular function (GO): protein serine/threonine kinase activity; ATP binding
Source: RefSeq, a predicted model, not a curated record
AUGCGGCGACGUGGAGGUCACGAAUUAGAGGAAAAGAUGAAGUUAGAAAAAGGCCACAACAAAUUUAAGAUAUUUGGAAGCAAAGAAUUAGAGAAAGCAACAAAUCAUUUUGAUGAUAAAAAUAUUAUUGGGAGAGGAGGAAAUGGAGUUGUGUAUAAAGGAGUUUUGGAAAACCAAGAUGUUGUUGCCAUAAAGAAACCUAAGAUUAUCAAUGAGGAUUUGAAGAAACAAUUCGGAAUAGAGACACUUAUUUUAUCAGAUGUUAACCAUGUCAACAUAGUAAAGCUCUUGGGUUGUUGUUUGGAGAUGGAGAUGCCAUUGUUGGUCUAUGAGUUUGUCCCAAAUGGAACCUUGUCUGAUUUAAUUCAUAAAAAUGAGAACCGAGCGCUAGUUUCCUUGGAUACUCGACUACAAAUUGCUUAUCAGUCUGCUGACGCUUUGGACUACUUGCACUCAAAAGUUUCACCUCAAAUCAUUCAUGGGGACGUGAAACCUUCUAAUAUACUUUUAGAUAUGGAUAACACAGUAAAAAUUUCAGACUUUGGAGCUUCAAAGAUGAUUCCCAAGGGGGAAAAACAAUUUGCUACAUUAUUGCAAUUCACUCAUGGUUAUAUUGAUCCAGAGUGCCUGAUGACAUAUGCUUUGACCUAUAAAAGUGAUGUCUAUAGUUUUGGUGUGCUUCUCUUGGAACUAUUUACAGGUAAGAAGGCCAUUAAUUUUGCAGAAUCUGAAGAACAAAGGAGUUUGGUGUCGACUUUUGCUAUGUUCGUGAGUGAAAAAAGAGUUUCAGAGAUCUUAGACAAUCAAGUGAAAUUGGAAGCUAAUAUGGAAUUUAUUCAAGAGCUUACCAAACUUAUUAAGCAAUGUGUAAAGUCAAAUGGAGAGGAUAGGCCAACCAUGAAGGAAGUGGCCGAAGAGCUUUACAGAUUGAGAACUCACAAGCAACAUCCAUUCGUGGUACAACAAGACGUUGAGGAAAUGGAAAGCUUGCUCAUUGAGUCAUCAAAUUUUAACAAUGCUGGUUCCUAUUCUAAUUUCAGUACAGAGACCAUAUUCACUGAAUGGAGCAAUAUGCAAGGCUGA